Messenger RNA from Vigna radiata var. radiata (mung bean), 3166 nucleotides. Its product is annotated as ATPase 10, plasma membrane-type. Bases 186 to 3044 code for a protein of 952 amino acids. The record is from RefSeq and is a predicted model, not a curated record. Gene Ontology annotation, cellular component: plasma membrane. The transcript has 22 exons. Gene Ontology annotation, biological process: proton export across plasma membrane; regulation of intracellular pH. Lineage: Eukaryota; Viridiplantae; Streptophyta; Magnoliopsida; Fabales; Fabaceae. Gene Ontology annotation, molecular function: ATP hydrolysis activity; P-type proton-exporting transporter activity; ATP binding.
CUUGCUUACUCUUCCGCAACUGCCAACCAACAGUCAGCAUGCAACUAACAUGCUAACGUUGUUUGCAAUACUUUCAUUAUUAAUGUAAUGGAACGAAAGGAAUCUAACCUCUCUAUCUUACUUCCACUCUGCUUCUUCUCACUACCUAGCUCACCUCCCACUUUCACUUUCCCUCCAACCAUAACAUGGCUGAGGAACUGGAUAAACCGUUGCUUGAUCCUGAGAAUUUCAACCGAGAUGGCAUUGAUUUGGAGCGUAUACCAUUAGAAGAAGUAUUUGAACAGUUGAGAACAUCACGAAGAGGACUUUCAUCUGACGAUGCUGAAGCUCGAAUAGAGAUAUUUGGCCCAAACAAACUUGAAGAGAAGAAAGAGAAUAAAAUAUUGAAAUUUCUUGGUUUUAUGUGGAAUCCUUUAUCAUGGGUUAUGGAAGCAGCAGCACUGAUGGCGAUUAUCCUUGCUAAUGGUGGAGGGGAAGGUCCUGAUUGGCAAGACUUUAUAGGGAUCAUAUGCCUACUGGUAAUAAACUCAACUAUUAGUUUUAUAGAAGAAAAUAAUGCAGGUAAUGCUGCAGCAGCAUUAAUGGCACGUUUAGCUCCUAAAACAAGGGUUCUCAGAGACGGGCAGUGGCAAGAGCAAGAUGCAGCAGUUUUAGUACCUGGGGAUAUAAUUAGCAUAAAAUUGGGAGAUAUAGUUCCAGCUGAUGCUCGCUUGCUAGAAGGGGAUCCUCUAAAAAUUGAUCAGUCAGCCCUUACUGGAGAAUCUCUACCUGUCACGAAAAGAACGGGUGACGAGGUCUUUUCCGGUUCAACAUGUAAACAUGGAGAGAUUGAGGCUGUAGUGAUAGCAACAGGAGUUCACUCCUUUUUUGGAAAGGCGGCAUACCUGGUUGAUAGUACCGAAGUUGUUGGACAUUUUCAGAAGGUCCUUACCUCAAUUGGUAACUUCUGCAUUUGCUCUAUAGCUAUAGGGAUAAUUUUUGAAAUAAUUAUAAUGUUCCCAGUAGAGCAUCGAUCAUACAGGGAUGGAAUCAACAAUCUUCUUGUUCUCCUAAUUGGAGGAAUACCCAUCGCUAUGCCAACAGUCUUAUCUGUAACACUUGCAAUUGGCUCUCACCGUCUUUCUCAGCAGGGAGCCAUAACUAAAAGAAUGACAGCAAUUGAAGAAAUGGCAGGCAUGGAUGUGCUCUGCAGUGACAAAACUGGAACUCUUACACUGAAUCGCCUGACUGUUGAUAAAAACCUUAUUGAGGUUUUUAAUAGAAAUAUGGACAAAGAUACGGUUGUUCUACUAGCAGCCAGAGCAGCUAGGCUGGAAAACCAGGAUGCCAUUGAUACUGCCGUAGUUAAUAUGCUAGCUGAUCCAAAAGAGGCACGUGCAAACAUCACUGAAGUUCAUUUUCUACCAUUCAAUCCUGUAGAUAAACGUACAGCUAUAACGUAUAUUGAUUCUGAUGGCAAUGUUUAUAGGGCCACUAAAGGAGCUCCGGAACAGAUUCUAGAUUUGUGUCAAGAGAAAGACCAAAUUGCCAGAAAAGUGCACGAUAUAAUAGACAAAUUUGCUGAAAGGGGAUUGCGAUCUCUUGCAGUUGCUUAUCAGGAAGUUCCUGAAAAAUCCAAGGAUAGCCCUGGAGGUCCUUGGACUUUUUGUGGCUUGUUGCCUUUGUUUGAUCCACCAAGACAUGAUAGUGCCGAAACCAUCCGAAGAGCACUUAACCUUGGAGUCUGUGUAAAGAUGAUUACAGGUGAUCAAUUAGCCAUUGCAAAGGAGACAGGCCGAAGACUUGGCAUGGGAACAAACAUGUACCCUUCUUCAUCUUUGUUAGGGCAUGAAAAAGAAGAGCAUGAAGCUCUACCUGUAGAUGAGCUCGUUGAAAUGGCAGAUGGAUUUGCUGGUGUUUAUCCUGAACACAAGUAUGAAAUAGUGAAAAUUUUACAAGAAAAGAAACAUGUUGUUGGGAUGACCGGGGAUGGAGUAAAUGAUGCCCCAGCAUUGAAGAAAGCAGAUAUCGGAAUAGCUGUGUCAGACGCUACAGAUGCUGCAAGAAGUGCUGCUGAUUUGGUCUUAACCGAGCCUGGGUUAAGUGUCAUUGUUAGUGCUGUGUUAACAAGCAGAGCGAUAUUCCAAAGAAUGAAAAAUUAUACAAUAUAUGCUGUCUCCAUCACCAUAAGGAUAGUGGUUGGUUUUACUCUCCUGGCAUUAAUUUGGGAGUAUGAUUUUCCACCAUUCAUGGUCUUGAUCAUUGCAAUACUAAAUGAUGGUACUAUCAUGACCAUAUCUAAAGACAGAGUGAAGCCAUCCCCGACACCCGACAGUUGGAAGCUACCAGAGAUAUUUGCAACAGGAAUAGUGAUCGGAACUUAUCUUGCUCUGGUCACUGUCCUAUUCUAUUGGGCAAUAGUUGAGACCACUUUCUUUGAGACCCACUUCCAUGUAACCUCAUUAUCUAGUGACAGCGAGAAAGUUUCAUCAGCUGUAUAUCUGCAAGUUAGCAUCAUUAGCCAGGCUCUAAUCUUUGUUACUCGAAGCUAUGGAUGGUCAUUUCUAGAGAGACCCGGAGCUCUGCUAAUGUGCGCCUUUGUAAUAGCUCAACUGGUGGCGACCUUAAUUGGUGUGUAUGCAAAUAUCAGUUUUGCGAAGAUUAGCGGAAUUGGAUGGGAAUGGGCUGGUGUUAUAUGGUUAUACAGUUUGAUCUUCUAUGUACCAUUGGACGUCAUUAAGUUCACAGUGCGUUAUGCCUUGACUGGAGAUGCCUGGAAACUCCUAUUUGAAAGAAAGACUGCUUUUACAUCAAAGAAAGACUAUGGAAAAGAAGAUAGGGCUGCCAAGUGGGUUCUUUCUCAGAGGACUCUACAAGGACUGCAUCUCAUGGCCGCCGGAGGCCUGGAGGUAAACGGAAGACGCUCUUCUAUCAUAGCUGAACAGGCCAGACGACGAGCUGAAAUAGCCAGGCUAGGGGAGUUGCACACUCUCAGAGGACACGUUGAGUCUGUUGUCAGACUCAAAAACUUACACCGCAAUAUCCAAUCAGCUCAUACAGUCUGAUGCAUUGCUUCUACCAUUAUUGCUUAUUUCUCUAUAAAGUUUGCAUCUUUUUCCACUCCCUCCAAUUUUGUACCUCCCUCAACGAAUCUUACGCAUAAACUAAAUCUAAUUUUUUAGCCGUA